Molecule: messenger RNA, 4096 nt
Organism: Cricetulus griseus (Chinese hamster)
Lineage: Eukaryota; Metazoa; Chordata; Mammalia; Rodentia; Cricetidae
Source: RefSeq, a predicted model, not a curated record
AUCCCAUUGGUCAACUGGGAUGAAGUCAUCCUGGGGGCGGGACUCGGCGGCGGCGUGGGGGCGGAGCCUUGCCUGCGUACGCUCCUCGGAACUUGCUCUGCCUGAGUCGGGGUCUUUGCUGCGGCGACUGCGGUCGCGGCGGCGGUGCGGGCCAGAGAUUGGAGUGAACCACAGAUAUUUACUGACUACUCUGCCACCAUGGGGGAGCUUUUCCGGAGCGAGGAGAUGACCCUAGCCCAGCUAUUUCUACAGUCAGAAGCUGCUUAUUGUUGCGUCAGUGAAUUAGGAGAACUUGGAAAGGUUCAGUUUCGAGAUUUAAAUCCAGAUGUGAAUGUUUUUCAGAGGAAAUUUGUGAAUGAAGUUAGAAGAUGUGAAGAAAUGGAUCGAAAGCUUCGAUUUGUUGAGAAAGAGAUAAGAAAAGCAAACAUCCCAAUUAUGGACACUGGUGAAAACCCAGAGGUGCCCUUCCCCCGGGACAUGAUCGACUUAGAGGCCAAUUUCGAGAAGAUUGAAAAUGAGCUGAAGGAAAUCAAUACAAACCAGGAAGCUCUGAAGAGAAACUUCCUGGAACUGACUGAAUUAAAGUUUAUACUUCGCAAAACUCAGCAGUUUUUUGAUGAGGCUGAAUUGCAUCAUCAGCAGAUGGCGGAUCCAGACCUGUUGGAAGAAUCGUCAUCACUCUUGGAGCCAAAUGAGAUGGGAAGAGGCACGCCUUUAAGACUCGGCUUCGUGGCUGGUGUGAUUAACCGGGAGCGGAUCCCUACCUUUGAGCGAAUGCUUUGGCGAGUGUGCCGAGGGAAUGUGUUCCUGAGACAGGCUGAAAUCGAGAACCCGCUGGAGGAUCCUGUGACUGGUGACUACGUGCACAAGUCUGUAUUCAUCAUUUUUUUCCAAGGUGAUCAGCUGAAAAACAGGGUCAAGAAAAUCUGUGAAGGGUUCCGAGCCUCCCUCUAUCCCUGUCCUGAGACUCCACAGGAGAGAAAAGAAAUGGCUUCCGGAGUCAAUACCAGGAUCGAUGAUCUCCAGAUGGUUCUCAAUCAAACAGAGGACCACCGCCAGAGGGUUCUGCAGGCAGCUGCUAAGAACAUUCGGGUCUGGUUCAUCAAGGUGCGGAAGAUGAAGGCGAUCUACCAUACCCUGAACCUGUGCAACAUAGACGUGACCCAGAAGUGCCUGAUUGCAGAAGUGUGGUGCCCUGUCACUGACCUUGACUCCAUCCAGUUUGCACUUAGAAGAGGCACGGAACACAGUGGUUCUACGGUUCCUUCCAUUCUGAACAGGAUGCAGACAAAUCAGACUCCCCCAACGUACAACAAAACCAACAAGUUCACACACGGCUUCCAGAACAUAGUAGAUGCUUAUGGGAUUGGGACUUACCGAGAGAUAAACCCAGCUCCAUACACCAUCAUCACUUUCCCUUUUCUGUUUGCUGUGAUGUUUGGAGAUUUUGGCCACGGCAUUUUGAUGACCCUUUUUGCAGUGUGGAUGGUGUUGAGGGAGAGCCGGAUCCUCUCCCAGAAGAACGAGAAUGAGAUGUUCAGCACUGUGUUCAGCGGUCGAUACAUUAUUCUCCUGAUGGGACUAUUCUCCAUCUACACUGGUCUCAUCUACAAUGAUUGUUUCUCCAAGUCUCUGAAUAUCUUUGGGUCAUCGUGGAGUGUGCGGCCAAUGUUCACUCUAGGGAACUGGACGGAAGAGACACUUCUGGGGAGCUCUGUUCUCCAGUUGAACCCGGCUAUCCCUGGAGUUUUUGGUGGACCGUACCCAUUUGGCAUUGAUCCAAUUUGGAACAUCGCAACCAAUAAACUGACCUUCCUCAACUCCUUCAAGAUGAAGAUGUCUGUUAUUCUUGGGAUCAUCCACAUGCUGUUUGGAGUCAGCCUGAGCCUUUUUAACCACAUCUAUUUCAAGAAGCCCUUGAACAUCUACUUUGGUUUUAUUCCUGAAGUAAUUUUCAUGUCCUCCUUGUUUGGCUACCUGGUCAUCCUUAUCUUUUACAAGUGGACAGCCUACGAUGUCCACUCAUCUAAGACUGCACCAAGCCUCCUGAUCCACUUCAUAAACAUGUUCCUCUUCUCCUACCCAGAGUCUGGUAAUGCAAUGCUGUACUCUGGACAGAAAGGGAUACAGUGUUUCCUCAUCGUGGUCGCCAUGCUUUGUGUCCCUUGGAUGCUGCUGUUUAAGCCACUGAUCUUGCGCCAUCAGUAUCUGAGGAAGAAGCAUCUGGGAACUCUCAACUUUGGUGGGAUCAGGGUGGGCAACGGACCCACAGAGGAGGAUGCUGAGAUAAUUCAGCAUGACCAGCUCUCCACCCACUCAGAGGACGCAGAAGAGUUUGACUUUGCGGACACCAUGGUCCACCAGGCCAUCCACACCAUCGAGUACUGCCUGGGCUGCAUCUCCAACACUGCCUCCUACCUGCGACUGUGGGCCCUCAGCCUGGCGCAUGCACAGCUCUCGGAAGUACUUUGGACCAUGGUGAUCCACAUCGGCCUGCAUGUUCGGAGUCUGGCUGGAGGGUUCGCACUGUUCUUCAUCUUCACCGCCUUUGCCACCCUGACUGUGGCCAUCCUGCUGAUUAUGGAGGGUCUCUCAGCCUUCCUCCACGCAAUCCGGUUACACUGGGUGGAAUUCCAGAAUAAAUUCUAUGCCGGGGCCGGUUUCAAGUUCCUCCCCUUCUCCUUUGAGCAUAUUCGGGAGGGGAAGUUUGAUGAGUGAAUCCUCAGCAGGGCUCGUGCCCAGAGCAGCUCCCCUGCUUGCCUCCAUGGUGAUUCUCUGUGUUCCUUUUGCCUGUUGGUUGUGAUCCCUGGGUACCAGGGCGUUUGUGUCACCCCUGCCAGCCUGUCCCCGCCGUGAGUCAUUUAGGUAGGUGCUGGCCUUCCCUGGGUCUCCACCCCAAGCCUUGUACGUAAUGUAGAUUUCCUAGGGAGACUUGGAUGGCUGUGCCUGAUACCCAUCCAUCCCAACAACACCAGUCUUGGCCUCCUGGCCUCCGGACAGACAGCCCUAUUCUACUCCUUGCUGGUGAGCCAACCUGCAUAGUCACAUGGGUGUGCAGAGCCCUCAGGAUGAAAGGGGUCCCUCUUCAGUCCCGAGUUCUUGGUCACACCUAGGAAGAGGAUCAAAACUGGUUUCCUCCUAGUAGGGGACAUGGUUUAUGGAAUAUAUCCCACUCCAGUUAGCAGGGACAGUCAGGAAGAUGCUCUUGUCAGCCUUUGCCCACGCCUUUCCAGUUAGUAUUAAGAGGGAAUUCAGAUGGCCCCAUCUGGGCCAUCUUCUCCUUGUCAUCCCAAAGGUCCCAGGAUAACCAGCACCACCCUCCUCUCCAGCCCUGUUGGCCCAGCAUAGCAUCCCUGGAAAGGGAAAGUCUAAUCAACUUGUGCACAGGGCUUCCCGACCUUAGAUUACCUUCUACCCAGUCUGCAUGAAUGGGCCUUGCCCCACACUACAUCCCAGGGCAGAGGUUAAAAUUGGCACUCUCCUAGUGCAGCUCUGAGACCUUUCCCGUCCUGAUCAUGAUGUCCUGAGGCUGUGGUCAGUAAGGUUGGUUCUGCCGGCAGGCCUGCCUUGAUUUGCCCACUGAUAGUUCCUCCCAACUCCCACAAUGACCCCAGGUUUCAGGAGUCGAAUCCCUGGCAGGAAAGGUCAGUGCCAUUUACAAUUUGCUAAUUGAAUGUGCCUGACUGGUAGGCUUCUGGCACAGGUGUGGUGAGCGCUGUUCAGGCCUGCCAAGCCCCUGUCACCCACCUUGUGUACCCCUGGCUGUGGAUCUCAAACCCUUCUAAUCAUGUGCUGACCCAGCAGCCCUGGCUGCUCCCUCAAUUCACCCACUGCCUUCUCUGGGAGGCAAUGCUAAAUCAGCAAGGCCCAUCCCCUCCUCCCACCCUGGCACCCAGAGAGCUGCUCAAACACUUGCCCAGGCAGGGCUGGCCCACUGUGACCUUGUCCUGAACCCCUCUCCUUUUGUGUCCAGUUUACAUGAAGACCUUUGCUCUGUUUACAGUGAGGCCUGAAGCUGAGCUCUUUGUCAGAGGCCCUGCUCAAAGCCUUCUGUUCAAACAUUCUCAUGCUGAAUAAAGUGUGUUUGACUCUCACA